Aspergillus calidoustus is the source of this 948-nucleotide messenger RNA. NCBI's taxonomy places the organism in Eukaryota, Fungi, Ascomycota, Eurotiomycetes, Eurotiales, Aspergillaceae. The record is from the annotation of a GenBank genome assembly.
AUGUCUUUAGUUGCGGUAGGAGCAUGCUAUGUCGAUACAAUCCUAACCACACCUUAUUACCCAGGCGAAGAUGACAAACUACGUGCAACAAGCAUCUCGCGUCGACGGGGCGGCAACUGUCCAAACAGCCUAGAGGUUCUCCAGCAAAUUAUGGCUGAAAGUCCUUCAGACAUACAAGUUCCUCUCAACCUUGUUGCCAUUCUACCUGCGCGGACAUCUGUCGCAUCUCGGCAAAUAAGAAGCGCGUUCGAGCCUCAUGUAUCUCUCGAGCAUUGUAUAUAUCGAGAGGAGUUUGAGGAGCCGGCUUCGAGUUAUAUCAUCAAGAGUCAGGCAUCUGGGAGUAGGACAAUUGUCAAUUACAAUGAGCUUCCGGAGAUGGCCCUAGAGGAGUUCGAAAGCAUUGUUGAUGGGCUGAGGAGUCCGGUCGGGUGGUUUCAUUUUGAGGGCCGUAUACCAGACGUGACCCUUGCAUGUAUACGUCAUCUUCGAGAUCGCUUCCCUAAUACCAGGAUUAGCGUGGAAGUCGAGAAACCUGGGCGUGACGGCCUCCAGGAACUUGCAAUGGAGGCCGAUAUAGUUUUCUACUCAAAGACUUGGGCUCAGAAUAGUGGGUAUAAUUCUGCCGAAGAAUGUCUUCAAGAACAGUCAUCGCUGACGCGAAAUGCCUCACUGCUUUGCUGUACCUGGGGGCAAGAUGGUGCUGUGGCCCUGGAGACCAGUACUGGAAACGUUGUACACAGUUCAGCAUAUACCCCACCCGGCUUUGAAGUGGUUGAUACUAUUGGUGCCGGGGACACCUUUAUCGCUGGCAUGAUGUACGGACUGAUCUGCAAAGGAGAUACCUGGGACCUUUCAAAGAAGUUGGGAAUGGCAAAUCGCCUCGCAGGAACGAAAGUUGCCCAAGAAGGGUUUUCAGGUCUUGGACGGGUGCUCAGAGAGUACUGCUAG